This is a messenger RNA of Drosophila montana, 5335 nucleotides long. Its product is annotated as monocarboxylate transporter 12. The coding region runs from base 1322 to 3793 and encodes 823 amino acids. The transcript has a single exon. Gene Ontology annotation, biological process: monocarboxylic acid transport; transmembrane transport. Gene Ontology annotation, molecular function: monocarboxylic acid transmembrane transporter activity. The record is from RefSeq and is a predicted model, not a curated record. Gene Ontology annotation, cellular component: membrane. Lineage: Eukaryota; Metazoa; Arthropoda; Insecta; Diptera; Drosophilidae.
GACGACAAAGUCUGUGUGUGGUGAUUUUUGUUAGUAUCUCUCGCGGAGCACAAAGAAAAAAAAUUGUAUACACCCAGAAAAUAUAUUUAAAAAAAUAUAUAAAUUUAUGAAACUUCAGUUCAAGCUAUGUUGUAAACUGCAGCUCAGCGUCAUUUGCUGUACGUGUAGUAGAGUGUGAAACACGUAAGCCAAGUUCCGUGUGCACUGGUGUUGUUGGUUCGGCUGGAUUUGUUGUUGCUGCUCGGCCUGUUUGUUUCGUUCAAUUCAGCUUUUAUCGAUCACACGUUGCGGGGCCGUCGACAGCCAAAGUUUUUCUGUUUUCUGCUGACGCUCAGAAUUUCGAUUUAAUACAAAUUUAACAAUCAAAUUUCAAUGCUUAACAAAUUAUACAAUUGCAUUGCCAUUAUCGACAGCGCCAACAGCGACGGCAACGCCGACGUCGACGCCGAGUACGUACAGCACCCCCAAAAAGCAGUGGUCGCGGCGACGGCGGGCAGCAAUGCAAAAAUGUGCCAUACAUAAAAGCAGCAGCAUGUACAACUAGCCCCAAAAGCAAGAGUAUAGCAAAACGAAAGAGUGCAAAGUCAAAGACAAAAACAAAGUGCAGCCAAAAUUUGCAAUGCCACAACAAUAACAAAAAUACAAUUUUUACUUUGGUCAGUCAGCUGUAUCCAAUACAAAAAUAUACAAGUAAAGAAAAUUAUUAAUAACAAAAAAACAAACUCAUGCACAAGCACAACACAACGUGACAAAUAGCAAAUAUCCACAAAUAUUUAAUAAAUUAAAAUAUUUCCAUAUAUAGUCGCGCUCUCUCUUUCUCUCAGUCGAUAAUGCAUAAGAACUUUAAGUAAUAACAAUUUAACAAUAACAACACACGCACACAUCCCAUAUAACGGCAACUAAAGCUUCGCCACUGACUCCGUGAGAGCAGAACUAAAGAGCGGCAACGCCAUAAGCAUUGUAGAGUGUGGGAGUAGCAGAGAGCGCAUUAAAUGCUGAGCGCGCGCAAAGAUAAAACACAGUAGCAGCAGCAGCAGCAGCAGCAACAGCGACGUCGACAGCGGCCGUUCUAAGGCUCGCAUAACUCGCAACGGCGCCGAGCGCGACACUUCGGCCACGCAUAACAGACAAAUCGACGACUGAGACUCCCUCUGCAACUGCUGGCGGGGGCGAGCGUGUGGGCGCGCGCAAGUGAAAAACGAAAUUGCAAUUAAAAGAAAUUUUGCUCCGAACUUAAAGUUAAAAGCAAAAGCAGAGUGUGUGCGCUUAGGCAACUAACGGCUUAUUAAAAGCAACUCAAAAUCAACAGUAAAACACAAUUAUGGUGGACACCAAUAGCAAUGCGGGCACCACGGCGACUGCUGUUGGCAACUCGGCGGCACGCCUGCGCAAAUUUGAUCGAACCGAUAGCGAAUUAGCCUGCGAGGAAGCGGCACGUCUGACCUCCGAGCAGAACUAUAACAGUCCCGAUGAUGACAACGAUGAGGAGGAGGAUGAUGACGGAGAUGGAGAUGGAGAUGGAGAUGAUGAGGACGAGGUUAGCGUGUACGGCGAAUUGCCGCCACCGCCGGACGGUGGCUACGGCUGGGUCAUUUGCUUCGCCAGCUUCAUGUGCAACAUGAUCGUCGACGGCAUCGCGUACACCUUUGGCGUAUUCCUGAACGAGUUUGUCGCCUAUUUUCACGAGGGCAAAGGCACCGUCGCCUGGGUGGGCAGUCUCCUAUCUGGCGUCUAUCUAAGCGCCGGUCCCAUCGUUUCCGCCCUGGCCAAUAAAUAUGGCUGCCGUGCCGUCUGCAUCGCUGGCAGCAUCAUUGCCUGCAUUGCCUUUGUGCUGAGCACAUUCAGUGGAUCCGUGGGCAUGCUUAUGGCCACCUAUGGCGUCAUGGGCGGCUUUGGCUUUGGCAUGAUCUAUUUGCCCGCUGUGGUGGCCGUGGGAUACUACUUUGAGACGAAGCGUUCUUUGGCCACGGGCAUUGCCGUGUGCGGCUCGGGCUUUGGCACAUUUGCCUUUGCCCCACUGGCCACCUACUUGCUGGAUGAGUAUGGCUGGAAGAAUGCGUUGCUUAUCUUCGCUGGACUGAUACUCAAUUGUGCCAUCUUUGGCGCCAUGAUGCGCCCGCUAACCUAUCCCAAAAAGAAGAAGGUCAAGCCACUGAUGCAGCGCAUGUACGAGGAGAAGCAGAUGCAGCUGGAACGCGGCUCGUUUGCGGGCUCACAUUUUAUGGUGCAGUUGCCCGACGGCACAAUGGAGCGUAAGUUAAAAUUGCCACUGAAUGCCGAUCCUGGUGUCCAUUCCAGCCUCAAUCUGGAGCUGCUGGCCCAGCAAUCUGGAGGACUGCAUCCGGUCUCAACGCUGCCCACCAUCACUGAGUCCAAGGUGGUGGAAUUGAAUGCUCAAUCCCCUCCAAACAAUGGCGCUGCCGAUAGCAAUGGUCAACUGUCCACGCGAUCUGGUCGCCGAUCGCAGCGCAACUCGGAGAACGAGCACAGUCCAUAUCAGUCGCAGGAUGCGAUGAUACGCAAUGCCUCCCAGCCCGCCUUCCUCGCUGGCGAUCACCAAAGUCUUCCCAAAAACGGUUCGGUGCCAUCUUUUAGCCGCGUCCGUAAAACAUCCGGCAGUGAACGUUACCAGCCCUCGCUGGCAGCCAUACGUGCCUCCUCCCGCGCAGACAUCGAAGCGGGUGCCGGCGCCGACUUCAAUACCUCAAAAUUGUCGCUGUCCCAGCGUCAAGGCAGCUCAAGCGGCAGCGGUGGCCGCAUGGUGCGUCCCAUGUCACGCAAAGACAUCUUCUACUCCGGCUCCGUCACAAAUCUGCCUCAAUAUCAAUCCCAGAAGUCUCUCACAAAUUACCGCAACUCAGUGCUGUCGCUCACCAAGUACGAGAAGAGCAUGCAGAGCAUGCGUUUGGAUCCACUUGCGGAGGCGGACAAGCAUCGUGAGGAGUACGAUCUGUGCCCGUGCCUGUGCAUACCCGACUCGGUUAAAUCUGUUGUGAACACCAUGUUGGAUGUGAGCCUACUCAAGGAUCCCGUCUUUAUGCUAAUGGGCGUCUCCAAUGUAUUCGGCAUGGCUGGAUUAUAUGUACCGUUUGUCUACCUGGUGGAUGCGGCCAAGGAGCACGGCAUAGACAAGAACGAUGCCUCAAUGCUGCUGUCCAUCAUUGGCAUCACCAACACCGUGGGACGUGUGGCAUGCGGCUGGGUGGCGGAUCUGCCACAGGUCAAUUCGCUGCUGCUUAACAACAUCUGCCUGCUGAUCUCGACGGUGGCCGUCACAUUGACUCCACUCUGCUACAGUUAUAGCGCCUAUAUAGCUAUGUCAAUCGCCUUUGGAAUUGCCAUUUCCGGCUACAUUUCGCUAACGUCAAUUAUUCUGGUCGAUCUGCUGGGCCUGGACAAGCUAACAAACGCCUUUGGCCUGCUUAUAUUGUUCAGAGGAUUUGCGGCACUGAUUGGCACACCGCUGGCGGGCUUCAUCUAUGAUAUAACCCAUACCUAUGAUCUGCCCUUCUACAUGGCGGGUGGACUGUUCGCCUUGUCAACCAUAACCAGCUUUUUGGCGCCCUGUAUGAAACGCUUUAGUAGCUCGGAUGAGACGCCAGUGCAUCCCGAGACGCUGACGCCCAUCGAUGAGGAACAGGGCGAGGAUGCUGAGGAGGAGGAUGAGGAUCAACCAAUCACCAUAGUGCCCAAGAUCAUCAAAACUCUGGCCAGUCCACAGAAGGAGGAGCCGCCACAGCAAUUCUACGCCACCCAACAGAAACCAUUAACAACAACGGAAUCAAAGCUCUAAGCAACAAGAAUUUAAAACAAAGCAGAAACACAAACAAAUAAUAUAAAUAAAUUGAUGAAAGAGAUUGAAGCGGAAUGUAAGAAUGAAAGCGUAUGAAUAAGAAUAGAGUGCGAUAUUUUUCUAGCAACUUUAUACAAAGAAGAGCCAAGUCGAAGGAGGAGCACAGGAGCACAGCAGAGCCGAAGAGUAGGAGCAGGAGAGCAAAGAGCGCACCAGUUUAGGCAGGGGCAGGCCCAGGUCCAGGUCCAGGUCCAAAGCGAAAAGUAUUGUAAAGAGAGCACACAAAGAAAACUAUAUACAAAAAGCGCAUAUAUAUACCGUUUAUAUAUGUAUAUAACGAUACCGAUACCGAAACUAUGCCUAAGCAACUAUUCAAUAUACAUACAACUAAUUAUAUACAUAUGUUAUAGAUUUGCUUGAUGGCAAAAAGGAAAUUCAAGAAAACUUGGCUUAGCUUCGAUAAGAUUGUAGCAGAGCUCUGCUGCCAUAUAUAAAUAUUAGCUAUAUACAUACAAAUAUAUAUAGAAAGAAAAAAAGUAAUAAUAAUAAUUACACGCUCAUAAAUGGAAAAAAAAGAACAACUAUAGAAACUAGAAACUUUGAUAAACUCUGAUUGAUUAUAGUUUCAACUGUUAUACAACAAUAGCAACAACAAAAGCAAAAACUAGAUUGUAAACUAUUUUUAUUAUUUGUUUGAUAAAUUUUACGAUUUUUAAAAUACUAUUAUGUACCAUUACUAUUAUUAUUAUUACUACCAUUGCUAUUGUAUUUGUUAUAUGUAUCAUAAUAACUCUCGAUCUAUAUUAUUACUGCUAUAACUGUUGUUGUGCAUUCGUUGUUAUACCGCAAGUUUUUUAAUGUGUCAUACGGCCUAGUUGUAGUAGGAAAAAACCAAGUAGCAAAUAGCAGAAAAAAACAAACAAAUGUAAACCUUUCUAUGGUAGUAGUUAGUUAUUUUUUCGUAUGUAUAGAAAGAAGGUAAAGCGAUAAACUUGUAAGCAAAUUAGGAGAGGAGCAACAACUAUUAAAAACACAAUGCUAACUAAUAAAUUUUGUAAUAAAAAUUAUUUUAAAGAAAAAACUCAACAAAAAAAAUGAAAUUGUUUUCAAUUUUAUCUAAUAAUGUAGCUUAAAACAGUAAACAAAAAACAAAUGGAACAUUUUAUGGCUCAUAUUUUGUACACUAUUGAAAUUCAAAAAUUUAAGCAAAUACUAAGACAAGUCCCAAGUCCAUGACAAAACAAAUUUUUAAAGGCUUGUGCGUUUUGUUAUACACAAGUACUAAAACUACAAACAAAAUAUACAUAUAGAUGUGUUAUAUAUAUUAUAUAUAUUUUAAAGCUAAUCAAAUGUAUAGUGUAUACCACACAUAAAGAGCAACAAAUGCAGUUUUACACCAUUUACACACACUUACACAUGCUCCUAAUUGAUAACCAAAUAAAACUGUUAUACGCAUCAAAGAAUUAUUGAGCGCUGAGCUAUGCAAGCAAAAUGAGAAAACAAAAAAAUAAAAAAUAUAAAAAAAAAAUAUGCAAACACAAA